GUGGAGCUUGAAUGGCCCCGCCGAAUAGGCAUCAGCGCCCAAUCACAUCGCACAGGGUGCAGCCGGGUUGUCUUCUCUUGCAUAACUGCAACAGCUUUUCGGACCGGUGGAGAUCCAAAGUCGCUUGACUUUCAGUGUUUAUGAACUGAACUUGAGUAGGAGGAUUUUUUUCUUUUUCAAGAUGGAUAGCACUUGGCAACGCGUCCAGUCCAUGUACCGGUGGACCCUGGAGAAUGGAGAUGAGAGAACGGACCCAUGGCUGCUGGUGUACUCUCCGGUCCCAAUAGUAGUCAUUAUACUGGUCUACCUCUGUGUGGCCUGGACCGGACCCCGAUUGAUGAAACACAGGGAACCCGUUGAUCUGAAAGGAGUUCUCCUCCUUUACAAUUUUGCCAUGGUCUGCCUGUCUGGGUAUAUGUUCCAAAAGUUCGUGGUCUUAUCCAGGUUGUCCAAUUACAGCCUCCUCUGUCAGCCGGUAGACUACAGCAACAGCCCACUGGCAAUGAAGAUGGCCAAUGUGUGUUGGUGGUUUUUCUUCUCCAAGGUCAUAGAACUCAGUGACACGGUAUUUUUCAUCCUGAGGAAGAAGAACAACCAGCUGACCUUCCUCCACAUCUUUCACCAUACCACCAUGAUCGUCAACUGUUGGGCCGGUGUGAAGUAUGUCCCGGGUGGACAAUCGUUCUUCAUUGGCUUGCUCAACAGCUUCGUCCACAUGAUCAUGUACUCUUACUACGGCCUGGCAGGGCUUGGGCCCCACAUGCAGAAAUUUCUCUGGUGGAAGCGCUACCUCACCACCCUGCAACUGGUUCAGUUUGUCGUUGUGACGACACACACAACGUAUAACCUGUUCACUGAGUGUAACUUCCCGGACUUCAUGAAUGUCGUUGUCUUCGGCUAUUGUUCAACCCUUAUCGUCCUCUUCUCCAAUUUUUACUACAAAAACUAUCUCAGCGAAAAGGAAAAAAGGAAGUAACACACCAUCUCAGAUUACAUUUUGUUGUUAUUUUUGUUGGUCAAUGUGAAAUAUUCUAUCAAUCGAACGUUUACAGCUUCUUGACUUUAAUGCUUCGAAGAAUUCUGGUUAGCCUAUGUUGGCAUUAUUGCGCUAUAUCUAGGGCUGCAUUUAGUCGAUUGAUAGAAACUUUAUGAAAUCUAAUUUUGAUAAUGUAUUUAUUGCUUAACUCAUUUAUUAAGAACAGAUAACAAACAUGUGCUGCUUAAUGUUGCAGUUGAAUUAAAAUAUGUUGUUCAUGGAUAAUGAUAAAAAAAUAAUAGUUUAGUUGUUCUAGGCUGCUAGUCAGAUAAAGCAUCCACAUUUAUCACUUUGGACUCAUCCCCUCCCACUUUGGUGACUUGUGGUUGCAUUUGCUAUUGACAUUUUAUAGAAUGUAUAUAAAUGAUUUUAGUUCAUUGUAAAUUAUUUAAGCGGCUAUGAAAAUAAUCGUUAGUUGCAGUCCUAGUUAUGUCCACUAGAGAGCAGAAUCUGUCCAUCCUAAAGUUGGGCCUCCGAGAACCAAACUGCUGUGAAAGUCAAAUGUAUUACAUGUUGGGAUCAUGCAACAGUUUUAUACAACCAUUAAAUAAUGUAAACGCUUUGAGACAUGUCCAUAUAAAUAUUUUGCCCACAA
Gadus morhua (Atlantic cod) is the source of this 1631-nucleotide messenger RNA. Its product is annotated as elongation of very long chain fatty acids protein 4. Lineage: Eukaryota; Metazoa; Chordata; Actinopteri; Gadiformes; Gadidae. The transcript has 9 exons. Gene Ontology annotation, biological process: fatty acid elongation, polyunsaturated fatty acid; fatty acid elongation, monounsaturated fatty acid; fatty acid elongation, saturated fatty acid. The coding region runs from base 182 to 976 and encodes 264 amino acids. The record is from RefSeq and is a predicted model, not a curated record. Gene Ontology annotation, cellular component: endoplasmic reticulum membrane. Gene Ontology annotation, molecular function: fatty acid elongase activity.